AUGAGCGCCGAGAAGAGCAAGGUCGUCGGCGUCGAGCCGACGAAGGACAAGAAAGAGAAGAAGGACAAGAAGGACAAGAAGGACAAGAAGGACAAGAAAGAGAAAAAAGAAAAGAAGGAAAAGAAGGAAAAGAAAGACAAGAAGGACAAGAAGGACAAGCAGGAGGAGGCCGUCGCUGCGCCUGUCCCCACGGCUGCGUCCAAGGCUACGACGUCCAAAGAGGCUCGUGAGUUCCUGGAGAAGAACAGCAUUACGAUGGAAAUGCCCGAGGAGAGCACGGAGCGUCCGCCGUUGCCGAUGCUGUCCUUUGGCGAGCUCGACGGCAAGAUCGAUGCGAGCCUCAAGGAGCGCUUUGACGCCGAGGGUUUCAAGCAGCCUACGCUCAUCCAGUCGUGCUGCUGGCCUGUCCUGCUGCAAGGCAAAGACAUUGUCGGUAUCGCCGAGACGGGUUCCGGCAAGACGCUUGCGUUCGGUGUGCCGGCACUCCAGUACGUGAUUGAGAACCAGCCGAAGAAGAAGAAGAACACGAUCCAGGUGCUCGUCAUUGCGCCGACGCGCGAGCUUGCGAUUCAGACGCGCGACAACCUCGCGCGUGUGAGCGAGCCGCUGGGCUUUGGCACGUUCUGUGUCUAUGGUGGUGUGUCUAAGUCGGAGCAGCUGCGUGCGCUGGAGAACAACGCGCUGCCUGUGCGCAUUGUUGUCGGUACUCCGGGCCGUGUGCUCGAUCUUGCGCGCGAAGGCUCACUGGAUCUGAGCAACGUCAGCUACCUUACGCUCGACGAGGCCGACCGUAUGCUCGACAAGGGUUUCGAGCCGGAUAUCCGUGCGAUUAUCGGCAUGACCAAGUCGCACGACGAGGGGCGCCAUACCAACAUGUUCAGUGCGACGUGGCCGCCGGCUGUGCGCGGCCUCGCCGAGACGUUCAUGCGCUCGCCUGUGCGUGUGACGGUCGGCAGCGACGAGCUGAGUGCGAACCGCAAGGUGUCGCAGACGGUCGAGGUGCUGCAGGACGGUCGCGAGAAGGAGCGCCGCCUCAACACGUUCCUGCGCUCGGUCAACGCGCAAACGGCCAACGACAAGAUUCUCAUCUUUGCACUCUACAAGAAAGAGGCGCAGCGUGUGGAAGGUACGCUGAAGCGCUGGGGAUACCGUGUCUCGGGCAUCCACGGCGAUCUCAACCAGCACGAGCGUAUCGCGAGUCUCGAGGCGUUCAAGACAGGCGAGACGCCUCUGCUGGUUGCAACCGAUGUCGCGGCGCGUGGACUGGAUAUUCCGAACGUCGAGCACGUCGUCAACUACACCUUCCCUCUUACAAUUGAAGACUAUAUUCACCGCAUUGGGCGUACCGGCCGUGGCGGCAAGACGGGUAAGGCCCUCACUUUCUUUACCGACGAGGACAAGGCGCACGCGGGCGAGCUGAUUCGUGUCCUGAAGGACGCGGACCAGCCUGUGCCGGACGCGAUGGACAAGUUCCCAACGACCAUCAAGCGCAAGUCGCACUCGAGCUACGGUGAUCACUACAAGGAGCUCGUUCCCGGAAAGGCGAAGAAGAUCACCUUCGAUGAUGAUUAG
Messenger RNA from Malassezia japonica, 1572 nucleotides. It is a transcript of the gene DBP3, whose product is annotated as RNA helicase. Gene Ontology annotation, biological process: rRNA processing. NCBI's taxonomy places the organism in Eukaryota, Fungi, Basidiomycota, Malasseziomycetes, Malasseziales, Malasseziaceae. The coding region runs from base 1 to 1572 and encodes 523 amino acids. Gene Ontology annotation, cellular component: nucleolus. The record is from RefSeq and is a predicted model, not a curated record. The transcript is spliced from 2 exons. Gene Ontology annotation, molecular function: RNA helicase activity; RNA binding; ATP binding.